AAUGUUUAUGUCAUGCUGGAAAUUUGAAGCUCCAUAUCCAUUACUGGAUUCGAGUUGCCAGGAUCCAUUCAAACGCUAGAACAUUCCACAUCCAUAUGUCACCGGCCUCAGGAAUGUUGCUUGAUGAGACCCCACUGUUCGAUCCAUCUCUCCUCACAGAGCUGGACUGGAGUAGAAACACUGUCCACUUCUCACCCCCAAUUUCCCCCUCUCUGCCUGGGGAGGGUCUGGUCCUUCGCCCUCUCUGUACUGCUGACCUAGACAGAGGCUUCUAUAAGGUCUUAUCACAGCUCACAGUAGCAGGGGAUGUCACAGAGGAACAGUUUAAAGCAAAUUUUGAACAUAUGAAGAGAAGUGGAGACUAUUAUGUCAUUGUGGUGGAAGACACAAAUCUUGGACAAAUUGUUGCCACCGCAACACUUAUCAUAGAACACAAAUUCAUCCACGCUUGUGCAAAGAGGGGGCGUGUGGAGGAAGUCGUUGUGAGCGAUGUAUGCAGAGGGAAGCAACUCGGAAAACUGUUGGUUUCAACAUUGACUCUCCUCAGCAAAAAGUUGCAGUGCUACAAAGUAACGCUGGAGUGUGCACCGAAAAACGUGGAAUUCUAUAAGAAGUUUGGCUAUUCUGCAUCAGACGAAACUUACAUGCAGUGCCGGUUCUUUGAAUCGAACAGGACAUAGAA
Molecule: messenger RNA, 682 nt
Organism: Xyrauchen texanus (razorback sucker)
Lineage: Eukaryota; Metazoa; Chordata; Actinopteri; Cypriniformes; Catostomidae
Product: glucosamine 6-phosphate N-acetyltransferase-like
Exons: 6
Coding region: 96-680 (194 amino acids)
Biological process (GO): UDP-N-acetylglucosamine biosynthetic process
Cellular component (GO): endoplasmic reticulum-Golgi intermediate compartment; endoplasmic reticulum; Golgi apparatus
Molecular function (GO): glucosamine 6-phosphate N-acetyltransferase activity; monosaccharide binding
Source: RefSeq, a predicted model, not a curated record